Conger conger (European conger) is the source of this 1749-nucleotide messenger RNA. RefSeq names its product glypican 2 (gene gpc2). Gene Ontology annotation, biological process: cell migration; regulation of protein localization to membrane; smoothened signaling pathway. NCBI's taxonomy places the organism in Eukaryota, Metazoa, Chordata, Actinopteri, Anguilliformes, Congridae. Bases 1 to 1749 code for a protein of 582 amino acids. The transcript is spliced from 11 exons. Gene Ontology annotation, cellular component: extracellular region; plasma membrane; synapse. The record is from RefSeq and is a predicted model, not a curated record.
AUGUUUUCCCGACAAUGUCCUGGCCAGUACCCACUGGCGUUGUUAUGCGCGCUGGCUGCUCUGGGAGUGACUUGGCGGCCGGCAACGGCGGGUCGAAGUUGCACUGAGAGUCGACAGGUAUACGCAGAAAAGGGGUACAACCUUAACACAGCCCCGCUGACGCAGAUCUCAGGUGAGCACUUGCGGCUGUGUCCCCAGGAUUAUACCUGCUGCUCCAGUGUGAUGGAAGAAGCACUGGCCCGCAAGAGCGAGGUGGACUUCCUGUCAGCUAUCGAUGACACAAGCCAGUUCCUGCUCACCACCUUCACCCAAAGGCAUCGCAAAUUUGAUGAAUUCUUCCGUGAGUUGAUUGAACUGGCAGAGAAGUCAAUGAAUCAGAUGUUCACCAAGACGUACGGCAAACUAUACACUCAGAACGCGCGUGUCUUCCAGGACCUGUUCGUCGAUCUGCGGCGCUACUACACCGGGGGUAACGUGAGCUUGGGGGAGGUCCUGGCAGAGUUCUGGUCUCGCUUGGUGGAGAGGGUAUUCUCGCUGGUGAACCCCCAGUACCAGUUCAGCGAGGAGUAUCUGGAGUGUGUCAGCAAACACGCGGAGCAACUGCAGCCGUUCGGGGAUCUGCCUCGCAAGCUGCGCAUACAGGUGUCGAGGGCUUUCAUCGCCUCCAGAGCAUUGGUCCAGGGUCUGGCCACCGGUCGGGACAUCGUCAGCAAGGCAGCCAAGCUGAGUGCGGGGGGGGAGUGCGUUCGGGCGCUGAUGCGGCAGUGGUACUGCCCUUUGUGCCGUGGCACGCCCUCCCUGCGGCCCUGCCGCGCCUUCUGCCUCAACGUGAUGAAGGGCUGCCUGGCCAAUCAUGCCGACCUGGACACCGAGUGGAACAACUUCAUUGACGCUCUGAUGCAGGUGUCGGAGAAGCUGGAGGGCCCGUUUAACAUGGAGCUGGCGGCCGACUCCAUCUCGGUGAAGGUGUCUGAGGCCAUUAUGCACAUGCAGGAGAACAGUGUCAGCACCUCCACCAAGGUGUUCCAGGGUUGUGGCAGCCCUCGGCCAGCCCCGGGGCGGUCUCGGCGCUCGCCCAGGGAUCAGGGAGGUAACAGGAGGCCCUUCCGUACCUACAGCCCCGAGGAGAAGCCCACCACGGCCGCCGGGACUAAUUUGGACCGCCUGGUUUCGGACCUGAAGGAGCGCCUACGGCCCAUGAGAGGAUUCUGGGUGUCACUCCCCUACACGAUCUGUAACGAUGACAAGAUGGCUGCCGACCUCACCAACGAAGACAGGUGCUGGAAUGGACAGACAAGGGGAAGGUACUUGCCAGAUGUGACAGGGGAUGGGCUGGUCAGCCAGAUAAAUAAUCCGGAGGUGGAGGUGGACAUUGCCCGACCAGAUGUACGCAUUCGUCAGCUUAUCAUGGAGCUCCGCGUCGCCACCAACAGGCUGAGACACGCACAAACUGGACAGGACACUGACUUCAUCGACAGUGAGGAAGGCAGUGGGUCAGGAGGUGGGACGGGAGGAGAGAGGUACAGUGACGAUUGGCCAGGCUACGGGCCUUACUCUCCACCCUAUGGCAAGCCCCCACGGAACCCGUCAGGUCCAAACAAGCCACCCCGUAUCAGGGACAGACCCGGACCAAAGUGGACCCGGCCCAACCCGGGUCAUGGUGGCCAUGUGAAGUCAGGGGUCUCCCGACCAACUGCCUGUGUAGCCACCCUCCUACUCCUGACCAUCGCUGCCGUCAUGUGGAGAUAG